Messenger RNA from Aspergillus ruber CBS 135680, 2148 nucleotides. RefSeq names its product putative dynamin GTPase. Gene Ontology annotation, cellular component: microtubule; cytoplasm; membrane. Gene Ontology annotation, molecular function: GTP binding; microtubule binding; GTPase activity. The record is from RefSeq and is a predicted model, not a curated record. The transcript has 3 exons. NCBI's taxonomy places the organism in Eukaryota, Fungi, Ascomycota, Eurotiomycetes, Eurotiales, Aspergillaceae. The coding region runs from base 1 to 2148 and encodes 715 amino acids.
AUGAAGACUGAUUCGGAGAAAAAUUGCGUUGUACCUGAUUUGAAUCGAUUUGCAGACGCCCUUGGACUUCAGACAUCCAAAACAUCUGAAAGACUCAACCAGAUAGACAGGGUUCGUGCUAACGGCGUUGGUGACCAUGUUGCGCUACCACAGCUAGUGGUAUGCGGGGAUCAGUCUGCAGGGAAGAGCUCGGUGCUAGAAGGUAUCAGUGGAAUUCCUUUUCCUCGCCAGGAUGGUCUCUGCACGCGAUUUGCAACCGAAAUUAUUCUCCGCCACGAACCAGGAGAACAACGUGCUACGGCCAUGAUUAUACCACAUGUCUCUCGCACGGACGAGGAAAAGUCCAGCCUUGGCGCAUUCCACCGCAACAUCAGUGACUUCACAGAGUUGCCAAUUAUUGUUGAAGAAGCAAGAAGCAUAAUGGACAUUCAUGGACAUGGUAUUGGGUCAAAUGCAUCAGCAUUUUCUGCGGAUGUUCUCCGCCUGGAAUUAGUCGGAAGCACGGGGCUACAUCUGACAAUGGUUGAUCUGCCUGGAUUAAUAUCUGUGUCCGAGAAUGAACAUGAUGUCCAGCUUGUUCGGGAUCUGGUGGAUUCAUAUCUGGAGAAUUCACGAACUAUUAUAAUGGCUGUUGUUCCCGCGAGCAGUGAUGUGGACACUCAAGGGAUACUUCAACGGGCUCGCCACUUCGACAAAACCGGACUUCGGACUGUGGGGGUCAUUACCAAACCUGAUCUUAUUAAUGCUGGCACAGAACCCCGUGUUGCACGUCUGGCGAGGAAUCUAGAUGGUGCAAAAUUGAACUUGGGGUUUUUUCUUCUCAAGAACCCUUCGCCUGCGGAAUUGGAAGCAGGGACCACACUCCCAGAGCGUCGUAAGGUGGAAUUGGAGUUCUUUUCUAGCGGAGCUUGGAAGGGGCAAGGCCUUGAUCCAUCGCGUAUAGGAAUAGAUAACCUGCGAUCAUUCUUGCAAGAUCUUCUCGACCAUCACAUUGAGCGUGAACUGCCCAAAGUCCGUCAGGAUGUGCGGCGCUUGUUGAAUGAGAUUAAUGAGGAGCUUGUCGACCUGGGAACAGAACGCAACUCACCAAACCAAAUUCGCGUGUACUUGACACGGAUCAGUAGUGACUUCCACAACUUGGUGAAGGCUGGAGUGGAAGGGGCCUAUGGUGGCCAUGACGCGGCCUUUUUUUACGUCAAUGGUGAGGAUAUCUCUGUUCGCCUUCGUGCAGCUGUACACAAGGAGAAUGAAAAAUUUGCUAGCUACAUGAGGCAGCAUAGUGAAAAAAGAAAAGUGGUCGCCUAUCAGAACUUGGAGGCGGAUGAAUCUCAGGAAGAGGAAGCUGAGAAAGGGCAAAUUCUCAUGACUGAGAAAGAAAUGACAUUGUGGGUUCAAGAGGUAUAUCAUAAAACACGGGGUCGAGAGCUGCCAGGCAACCGGAACCACUCCCUGCUUGCUGAGUUGUUUCAUACGCAGUCAGAGCGAUGGGGGGAUAUUAGCCGUCAGCAUGUGGAUGUUAUCGUAUCACUGGUGUCUCAAUUUGUCCAUGCUGCUUUGGCAUUUGUUGUUAAAGACCUUGAUGUCCGUGAAAGUUUAACCCAAGUGGUCAAUGCUGCCCUGGGCAUGAAUAUCCGAGAGGCACAUGCGGAGCUGAACAGGCUUCUUCAAGAUGAAGCACGCCAUCCGAUCACAUAUAACCAUUACUACACAGACAACAUUCAGAAGGCACGGCUUGAUCGCUCAAAGGGACACCUGAAAGAAUCUAUGGAUAGAGCAAUCAAUGAAGACUGGAAUAGGACAUCCCAUAUCAGCAAUACGCCCAACGAUAUCAACCGACUGCUGUCAUCUCUGCAAAACCGGCUGAUUGUGGAUAUGACUGAGCAGGCUUGCGCUGAUGCACGGACUGAUUUAGCUGCCUAUUACAAGGUUGCUAUGAAAACAUUUGUUGAUAAUGUGUGCCGUCAGGUCAUUGAGCGACAUAUUCUUGACAGGCUCCCAAUUGUUUUCAGCCCCAUGAUUGUCAGCACUUAUGCCGAUGAAGUAUUGCUUGACUUGGCCACUGAAUCACCCCAAGUCCGUCAACGUCGCACUGAGGCAUGUCGGCUGCGAGAGGCUAUAGAACGCAGCCUUCAAGAUCUUGGAAAUUGA